This is a messenger RNA of Aureobasidium subglaciale EXF-2481, 1170 nucleotides long. RefSeq lists its product as uncharacterized. NCBI's taxonomy places the organism in Eukaryota, Fungi, Ascomycota, Dothideomycetes, Dothideales, Saccotheciaceae. Gene Ontology annotation, cellular component: cytosol; nucleus. Bases 98 to 850 code for a protein of 250 amino acids. The record is from RefSeq and is a predicted model, not a curated record. The transcript is spliced from 3 exons.
CCCCCCCCCCUUUUCUCACCCACUGGUCUCAAUAAGUGAUACUGCAACUACCGAUCACCUUUCUAUUCUUCAUCAACUGUUGAAAUCACAGAAAAAAAUGCCAACUCUCCGCAUCGCCAUCCUCGAAUGCGACACACCGCUAGACAAAGUGCUUGAUAAAUACGGCAGCUAUGGAGACAUAUUCACAGCACUUCUCAAACACGCAAGUCAGGAGUUGACGAGUGAAGGCGAAGAUGUGAGGGUGGAAUGCACGAGUUAUGAUGUCGUUGGCAAGCAAGAAUACCCAGAGGAUUUGGAAAAAGUGGAUGCAGUUUUGAUGACUGGGAGUAAAUACAAUUCCUUUGACAACGACCCUUGGAUCAUCAAAUUAGUAGACUACACCCGCAAGAUCUUGGAAUCUCAAUCACGUAUCCGCGUCUUGGGUAUUUGCUUUGGUCAUCAAAUCGUCGGCCGUGCUCUAGGAGCCAAGGUAGCACGCGGCACCCACGGCUGGGAAGUCAGUGUGACACCUCUCGAGCUCACUUCUCUGGGAAAGGAUAUUUUCGGCGUUGAUGAUUUGAGUAUUCACCAAAUGCAUCAGGAUAUGGUAUACACGUAUCCGGAAGGCGUAUUACCUUUGGCACAUACCACGAGGUGCGAGAACCAGGGCAUGUAUGCCAAAGGUCGCUUGAUCACUGUGCAAGGACAUCCCGAGUUCAACAGGGAGAUGGUGACGCAUAUCCUGUCUGCUAGACAUGAUGCUGGUGUCUUUGCAGAUGAGAUUUAUGAGGAUGGAAUCAAGAGGGUGGGGGAUACGCAUGGUGGUGCUGUGAUCGCAAAGGCAUUCUUGAGAUUUCUGACGCAGGAGUAGAUGAGUAUAUGGCGAGUGCAAGUUAGGGAGGCACAGCUCUGUCAGCUCUUUCCCCAUCGCCGUAUCUGUCGCGUGGAGUGUGCCCUCUGCAAAGCCUUCAUGCUUGUAGCCUGCACAAUGUCUAGACAAGUCAUAUUCGAUCAUAUUUUUCCAUCACUUCAACAAAGCGGCGAUGGUCUAGUGGUCAAGACGCUGCAUCCCUGUGUCUUGCAAACACAAGCGCUUCGCCAUCGAGUCAACAGUUUCUGCAUUCGAUGGGAAGAAGCUGCAGAGAUCGCAGGUUCGGAUCCUGCUCACCGCUUUAUCUUUUUGCUUGAUCU